This is a messenger RNA of Hydra vulgaris (swiftwater hydra), 3610 nucleotides long. Its product is annotated as protein dispatched homolog 1. The record is from RefSeq and is a predicted model, not a curated record. Gene Ontology annotation, molecular function: transmembrane transporter activity. NCBI's taxonomy places the organism in Eukaryota, Metazoa, Cnidaria, Hydrozoa, Anthoathecata, Hydridae. Gene Ontology annotation, cellular component: membrane.
UUUACAUGUUUUAUUUAAGGCAUUAAAGAAUGAAUUCAACUUUUUAUAUUGCACCACCUGGCUUAAAGAAUGAUUUAGGCAAAGGUUAUAAAACAAAUGAGCGAGUGUAUUCCCAAGAGGAUGUAUUCAGCAAACGUCAAUCGUUAAAUCGACAAUUUGAUAAUUUUGAGCAUGAAAAUCGUGGUUUCUUAGAAGUUUUUUUAAAUAGAAAUAGCUUAAAUUUCGAAAAGCAAAGUAACUUUUUGAAUUACGCAUUUAAACGAGCAGAAACGUAUAGAAUGAUAAAAACUGAAGAAUUUAAAGAAACUGAACAUUUGCAAGAUAAAUUAAAAAAUGGAAAUUUUAAAGAGAAUAGUGAACACAUCGAAAGUGUUGACUCAAAGAAGCCAGAAUCCAAUUUGAAAAAGAAAGAUUUAUGUAACAAAAUAUCUUCAACAAUAACUCGUUUGGGUGCAGUUAUUUGCGCCUUUUAUGUGAAUCGACCUAAGUUAGCUUUCACUGUUGGUUUAUGUAUUCAAAUUUCUUUGGUGUUUACUACUGCUGGUCUAUACAUUUUUGAUUAUGAUAUAUUUCCUUAUGAUUUUACGCAAGUACCUUUAAACCUUGAAAUGGAUUCAACAAAACUUCGUGCUGAUGCAUUCAACUUUGUUGUAGAAGAUGGUCGCAUAAACUUGCAGCCAGUGACUGCAAUUUCUCAGGGAGAAAGAAAUAUAAAAGCAGCACCAUUAGAACUUGUUUACAGGUGUAAGGAUUUAAAAAAAAAUGUCAUUACAGCAAAAAACUUAAAAUCUAUAACAGAGCUUGAGAAAGAGUUGUUUUUAAACCCAAUGUAUCAAAGAGUUUGCCAUUUAAUGAACUUGAACAACUCCAUGGUUUGCUCUCCUCCAAUGUCCCUGAUACAUUUGUUUGAUGGAACAUAUCGUUCAAUUGAUCCAGUGUUUUAUGAUCCUGAUUUUAAAAACAUUACUUCUGUUCUUAAUUUAGCCAAAAAUAUAAGUGAAUUAAGACCACUUCUUGCAUUUAGCUUUGAUAAAAACUCAGUUUUGGAAAAUAAUAGAAUUUUUUCAACUCAUUUGCGUUCACUUUUGUUUGCUGGUCUUCCUUUGCAUGGUUAUAGGCAUGCAGAAGAUAGAAAAAAUGAACAACUUCUUUCAUUAAAAAAAUAUAUUGUAGAAGGUUUUGGUAAGUUACUUGCUGAUAGAUAUAAGUCUGGAGUUGGUGAACUUAAUGUGUUUUAUAUGAACUUAGAAUUAUUUUUCAAUGCUGUAGAGAAGCAGGUUAUCUGGGACCUUCUUUUAGCAGGAGGAAGUUUAGUUUUUAUAUUUUGUUUUAUUUGGUUUCAGACAGGAUCUCUCUGGAUUACAGGAUGGGCUAUUUUUAGCAUAAUAACUAAUUUUUUCGGUGCAAACUUGAUUUACCGAAUUAUUUUGGAUUUUAGAUACAUAGGCAUAUUUCAUGUUCUAUCAGUGUUUAUUAUAUUGGGUAUUGGAGCUGAUGAUGUUUUUGUAUUCUAUAACACUUGGAAACUCAUGGAAAAUGAAAAGUUCAAUUGUUUACAAAAACAUCUUACAGAAACAUUUAGAAUUGCUUCUGGUGCAAUGUUUGUGACAUCGUUGACUACAGCUGUUGCAUUUUUUGCUAGUGCAACAUCUCCACUACUGGGAGUAUCUUCAUUUGGUGUGUUUUCAGGUAUACUGGUAAUGGUGAAUUUUUGUUCAGUAUGUAUCUUUUUUCCAAGUGUUGUUGUCAACUACCAUUAUUAUUGGAAAGAUUUUCAUCUUUGUUCCAAAUCUAAUAAUCAAUCAGUUAUCAAUGGUGCAAUUGAGAGUAGCACCAAAGAUGCUCCUCAAGAUGAUAUGACAAAAAUGUUUAAAAAUGUAGUGAAGUGGUUUGAAACUUCCUAUAGUGUCAAUUUUGUAUUACAUAAUAAACUUCGUUGGGUUGUAUUACUUGUAUUUUUUGCUAUGUCUGUGAUUUUUUUGGUCUUCGCGCUGAAAAUUGGACCUGACGAAGAAAUGGUUCAAGUGUGGCCUAAAGGAACAAAUUGGUAUGAUAUGCGCCAAAUUAAGUUAAAAUCUUUCACAGAAAUGGGAGGAGGAAUGGAUGUCAUUCGCAUUUAUAUAGUAUGGGGGUUAAAAAAUCAGAAUAGAAAAGACUGUCAUUUUACUGAUUUUAAAUGUAAAGGAAAAACUGUUUUUGAUGAAGAUUUUGAUAUGAAUAAAAAUGGAUGCCAAGCUGCCAUUUUGAAUUUCUGUCGGAGGCUGAAAAAUUUGUCUUCUCAUGAGGCAGAAAAGUUAGCAAUACGUAGAGAUGUUGCAACUGGUGAAUUGGAAGUGUCAUGUUUUAUUGAUGAAAUGAAUAAAUAUUUUCAGUCUGAGCAAAUAGUUAGUAGAAAGACCAACUUUAAAAGAAUAAACUACAGUAUUCCUUUAAGCAAACAUGAUGUAAUAUCAUUAAUGGAAACUUUGCCAAACAUAUAUAAUACAUCAAUCUUAUCAGAUGACUAUCAUCAUUAUUUUGAAGUAGCAUUAGGAUACUGGCUCUCUAAUGGAGGUUAUCCUAAAACAAACUUUGAUUACUAUAAGUAUGCUUCAUAUAUGGGAGGUUCGCUGGACACUACAUCACCGAGCAAAAAUUCUACACUAUCUUUAGUUCAAGGUGGGCGAUAUGGAAAUAAGUUGCGCUAUGUUGCAGUUGUAGUAAACACAACUAUAUCCGGGUCAACAUUGCGCUACAAACAAGGAAAUGAACUUUAUGAAAAUUGGGAAAACUAUAUUGUAACAGAGACCAAAGAUAUGCCAGUUACAUGUAAAAAUGCAUUUCAAUGUACACCAGAAUGGAAUAAUUGGCAUUGGUUAAAAGUUCAACAAGAGCUAAUGAGCAGUGCAAGGAAAGGAAUUGUAAUUGGUCUUUGUCUAGCUUUUCCGGUACUUAUUUUGGCAACAUUUAACUGGAUCAUCGGUGUAAUAGCAACUGCUGUGAUCGGUCUAAUUACCCUCGGAGUUGUAGGUUUGAUACCAUUAGUUGGAUGGCAGCUCGGUGUUCUUGAAUCUAUAAAUUUAACGCUUGUAGUCGGUCUUUCAGUUGAUUAUGUUGUCCAUCUUGCCGAUGGCUACGUUCGAUCACUGCAUUUUAAACGAGAUCACAGAGUUCGUUUUAUGCUUGGUCAUGUUGGCAUGUCUGUUAUAGCUGGAGCAGCAACAACAAUCGGGGCAUCAUCAUUUAUGCUUGGCUCCCAAAUCAAAUUUUUUUUACAAUUUGGAAUAUUUAUGUUUUGUACUAUCAGCUUUGCAAUUAUUUACGCCCUUGUCUUGUUUUGUGUGAUCGUUGGGGUAAUCGGUCCUGAAGGCUCCAACGGAAGUUUGAAAAAUAUACUAUGUUGUUUUAAAAAAAAGACACAUGAUAAAAAUCAGCCUAAUGAAGAUAUUGUCCUGGUAAAUAAAAUAUAAAAGCCUUUUCGUAUGAUUAUGACAAGAAAUUAGACGAAAAGUUUCAAAAGUUUAGUUAGGCUUGACUUUAUGAUCUUAGUUAAAAAUUUUAGGAAUAAAUUAUUUCUGUUGCUAUUUAUUUUACUUUCCAUUUUUAAAAUAAAUAGAUUUUUUAUUAUAAA